Molecule: messenger RNA, 2242 nt
Organism: Grammomys surdaster
Lineage: Eukaryota; Metazoa; Chordata; Mammalia; Rodentia; Muridae
Gene: Ralb
Product: RAS like proto-oncogene B
Exons: 5
Coding region: 250-870 (206 amino acids)
Biological process (GO): Ras protein signal transduction
Cellular component (GO): plasma membrane
Molecular function (GO): GDP binding; GTPase activity; GTP binding
Source: RefSeq, a predicted model, not a curated record
GGAGGGCUGCCUCUGGAGAGGGUUGCCGGGCGGACAGCGGGAACGCGCUCCGGGGGUGGGGACGCGAGAGCUCACGACUGCUCAAUGACAAAUCGACUGGGGACAGCUGGGGUCCGGCCCCAGGACGGGGCGGGGCGCCCGUGAGAGCGGCGAUUCUGGUUGUGCGCAUAACCAGUGCGGCGGUGGGACGGCUCCCCCAGCUCCUCAUCUGGGCCAUCUGUCCGUGUGUCAGCACCUCAGAUCAGCAGGAUGGCUGCCAACAAAGGCAAGAGCCAGGGUUCCCUGGUCCUUCACAAGGUCAUCAUGGUUGGCAGUGGAGGGGUCGGCAAGUCAGCCCUGACACUUCAGUUCAUGUAUGACGAGUUUGUAGAAGACUAUGAGCCCACCAAAGCUGACAGUUACAGAAAGAAGGUGGUUCUCGACGGAGAAGAAGUUCAGAUAGACAUCCUGGACACAGCAGGCCAGGAAGACUAUGCAGCCAUCCGUGACAACUACUUCCGAAGUGGAGAAGGCUUUCUGCUGGUGUUCUCCAUCACAGAGCACGAGUCUUUCACCGCCACAGCUGAGUUCAGGGAACAGAUCCUCCGAGUCAAGGCGGAGGAGGAUAAGAUCCCACUGCUGGUCGUGGGCAACAAGUCCGACCUGGAGGAGCGGAGGCAGGUGCCCGUGGAUGAGGCCCGAGGCAAAGCGGAAGAGUGGGGUGUGCAGUAUGUGGAGACAUCCGCGAAGACCCGCGCCAAUGUGGACAAGGUGUUCUUUGAUCUGAUGAGAGAAAUCCGGGCAAAAAAGAUGUCGGAAAACAAGGACAAGAAUGGCAGGAAAAGCAGCAAGAGCAAGAAGAGUUUCAAAGAGCGGUGCUGCUUGCUGUGAGCAGGCUGGGGACCCAGCAGCGAGGGCCACACUGCAGUGCAAUGAACCCGAGAUGGCCUCCCGCUGGCCCCCCGCUCUCCACAGCUGCAUUCACUAGCACUUCGUGAGUUGGGACAGAAACCCCCGCAUCAGUGGCUGGCAGAAGAGAGUCUGCAAUGCAUCUGUUAACUUCUCCAGGAGCUUUGCGAGUCUGCCCCUCCCACCCUUCCUGAACCGUGACCGCCACCAGCUCUAGGGUCUUAGUGCCGGGAGAUCAGGAGCCUGAGCUGUGAUGACAAGGAAGUAUUGCCAGCUUGUUCCCCUCGUUCUAGGACACGGUCAUCUUUGUUAGAAAAUUUAAAUGCUUCAUAUUAGCUGGGCAUGGUGGUGCACCUCUGUAGUCCCAGAACUCUAAAAGGUAAGGCAGGGAGAGUAACCUGAACCUAAGGCCAGCCUGGACUACCUAGCAAGACCCUGUCUCUAGAAGAAAAAAAUAAUUAACAUCUUAUUUUCUUAGAUUUUAAAAGAGGGUCUCCAGCAAGGCCCCUCGUCAGUUCUUACCAGUUUAGAAGUAGACAGGGAAAAAAAAAAUCAAAGCUCAGGUAAUACUGAAAAAAGCCAAAUCGAUUUGUUUCUUUUCUUUUUAUAAAACAUAAACUGUAGCUUGGAAGCAGGAUUAGAAAGAUGAACUUCACUUGGGCCAGAUAGGCUGCACCAAAUUUCCUGGCGUUUGUAGGGAAAGUGGGAUGCUGUUCUCUUCAUAUUUAAAUGCCAGCCAGGUGCUGGCUGUGGGCUUUCCCCCCUCAACACCCUAACUUAGUGAGGAAACUUUGUGUGGGGGAGAUGCAGGCCUGCACCCCACAGCGAGCUCGCCUUUUCUGACUGGGUCAUUUCACAUCUUCUGGUUCCCUCCCACACCAGCCAUAGACCUGUUCUUCCUUCUGAAAAAUGUGACCAGUUCACACUAUGUCCCAGAACAUGGGGCCAGCGCCAGCUACCUCUCUAGACAUCCAGCGACUCUCCAUUUACAAGCAGAAGAGGGGAAGGAAGGCUUAGAAGGGUCAUCUCCUGGCUCCGGGCAGCUGGUUCUGCUGACACUGAGAUGAGCCAGGUUCCAGAGGCUCACACCCUCUUUCUCUGUUAAGCUUCCUAACGGGAAAAGGGACUCUGGGACGGGGGCUGCCACUGAGCACACACACUCCUCCCAUUUUCCAGAAGUGAACAUUUCAUGUUUAGGUGCCGAAUGUGAGUCUGGGUGGGGAGAGCGGGAGCCCUUCCAAUGGAUGGGUUUUUUUUUACAGAGGUUAUGGGAACUGAUCCCUAGAAACUGGUCUGGUGUCACUUCCAAAGAAUCAUGGGCUUUUUCAAAUAAAAAAAUUUACACUUUUCAGGA